Messenger RNA from Helicoverpa armigera (cotton bollworm), 1671 nucleotides. RefSeq names its product transmembrane protease serine 12. The record is from RefSeq and is a predicted model, not a curated record. The coding region runs from base 255 to 1580 and encodes 441 amino acids. Gene Ontology annotation, biological process: proteolysis. NCBI's taxonomy places the organism in Eukaryota, Metazoa, Arthropoda, Insecta, Lepidoptera, Noctuidae. Gene Ontology annotation, molecular function: serine-type endopeptidase activity. The transcript is spliced from 6 exons.
CAAGCGCACCGCGCACUUUUUUCCAACCAUUUCUAAUUUCGACACCGCCACGAUCGCACGUGUCAAACCGAUCUUAUUUAAAAUUUUUCAAACAUCGAACGGCUGACUUUUACCGCGUUUUUAUUGGCAGUUACAAUGAUUAAUAGUGAUGUUUAUGAAUCGUUGAGUAUCGAUACGUAUCGUCUCGUUUGCGCGUAAUAUUAUCGCAAAUUGUGCGUGAAGGAAAUAUGAAUUGAUUGUUGUCGUGUAAACUAAUGACUAUGACGCGUGUUAGCUGUUGUGUUUUAAUUGUAGUUUUAUUGGCGAUUUUUAUGGACAUUUGUGAUGGGUACAGCCCUAGAGAAUGUGGUGUUCCACUGCGGCGACACACGCGUCAGCCACGAGACCGCACUCCGGGACAGCUGCGCAUCAUCAAGGGUCGGGAGUCCAAGAGAGGAGCUUGGCCAUGGCAGGUAUCAUUACAACUGCUGCACCCAAACUACGGUCUGAUCGGUCACUGGUGCGGCGGCGUGCUGGUACAUCCCAUGUGGCUGCUCACCACGGCUCACUGCAUUCAUAAUGAGCUGUUCAACUUACCAGUGCCAGCUCUCUGGACCGCCGUGCUGGGCGAGUGGGACAGGGCUGAACAGAAGGGCGCCUACGUGCCCAUCGAGAAGAUCGUGCUGCAUCACCGGUUCCAUAACUAUCAACAUGAUAUAGCUUUAAUGAAGUUAACCAGAGCAGCAGACGUAAGCACUGGCAGUAGAAUCCGCACCAUCUGCCUACCACCCUUCGAGCCACCAGUCGACGCCUUCGAGGCAGACAAGGGCUCAUCAUUCUACCUCCGACCGGAAUCGAACACGGAACCACCACGACGAAAACCAAAGCCACCCAAACCGAAACCAGAUACCGCCGUCAAAUAUCUCGAAAAACUGAACAAUUUAACGAAGAACAUGUUCUCAGGGAUAAUGAAUAAGAAACAUAAGAAUAUGAGAUAUAACGUCAGAGUCUCUAAUGAACCAAAUAGACAGGUUGACAGAAAAAGUGGUGAAGAAUUAAGAAAAUCUGACAGUGAAAGAGGCCACAGUGAUUUAAUAUACGACAGUGCUACUUUGGAUAGUGUAGUGAAACUAAUAAGAAACAGUCUUCUAAAAGAUGAUUACAAAGUGAAUAUAAAUAGGAGUGAUAAAAAGCUUAUGUUUGGUGAAGAAAUUGAUCCUUUUAUUGAUGAUAAUAAUAGAUUAGAUUUCAAAGAUGAGUGUUACACUACUGGUUGGGGAAGAGAACAGACGAAUGGAACUCUGACUGAUGUGUUGUUGGAAGCUGAAGUGCCUGUGUUACCUCUGAAUGUUUGUAGGGAUAGAUAUGCCCUGACCCUGCCCUUGAAUGAAGGUCAUUUAUGUGCGGGGAGCACGGAUGGAAGUACGGGAGCUUGUGUGGGUGACAGCGGAGGACCCCUCCAGUGCCGGUCAGGGGGUCGCUGGGAGCUGCGAGGCCUGACCUCGUUCGGGUCCGGCUGCGCGCGGCGCGGCGUGCCCGACGUCUACACAAACGUGGCGCAUUACGUGUCCUGGAUCUAUGCUCAUGUGUAUGCUAGCUAGUGGUAUAUAUAUAACAGUGGGGGUCCUCUCCAGUGUCGUUCAGGGGGUCGCUGGGAGCUGCGAGGCCUGACCUCGUUCGGGUCCGGCUGCG